AUGGCAGCCACUUUGCAGGGCCACCAGGUGCACCCGGAAGGGCGGACAUGGAAAACCCAUUUUCCCCAGGGAGACCUCUGGGUCUUUGGUUAUGGCGAGUCCCCGGCUACAUCAGUGGCUACGUACGGCGGUUCUGGCAGGUAUGAAACCCUCCUGCGUUUUAUUUUUAUUUUUCUUGUGUUUCUGUCCUCCACGUGCGAUGACCUGGCCUCCGGUCCCAGCGCGGCGGAGCCAGCGGCUCGAGUUCUAGAGCGAUCCAAAGCUGACAGCAGGCGUCGUGGCGCUUCGCGAUUACAGGCUAGUUGUUCGAUCGUCAUUAGUACUGACCAUCGUGGCACACCCGCUCAGCCGGGCCGCGUGGUGACCGUGAUUGAGCGAGAGUUCUGGGAAACAUUGGAUGAUCCGUUGGCUACCUGGUGCUCUGCUCUGGGGCCUGAAUGGCUGCGGAUGGGGCGCAGGCUAGCACACCUGGAAUCCGAGUCCGCCUCCACGGGCAAAGUCUGGGGUGCGGCGUAUCACAUCCCGGCCUCGCACGCCGAAGAGGUGCACGACUACCUGGACGAGCGCGAGAUUGACGGCUAUAGUGCGCACUACACGCCAUUCCACCCGACGGCCGGGACCACAGCGUCGCCGGCGACCACGUCCCCCGCCCCGAUCAUCUGCAUGGUCUACAUCGGGCAGCCGACGAACCCGCAAUUCUUGCGCGACCCGGUGCAGCGUGCGCCACAGGACGUGGCGCAGGUUAUCAGCGCUGGGCAUGGACAGAGCGGCAAGAACACGGAGUAUUUGUUCCUGCUCGAGAAGGCGCUGGAGAGCAUUGGGCUCGGGUCGGCCGAUGUGCAUGUUACGGACCUGGUUCGCCGGGUGAGGGCGAUCGAGGCGGAUGGCUUGGCGGAGGCCGAAGAGAAAGAGGCUGAACGGGACGUGCAGAAGUACUUGGCUACCGCUGCGACGGAGUCAAUGCAUGGUGAUAAGAUUGAGUGA
Molecule: messenger RNA, 984 nt
Organism: Penicillium macrosclerotiorum
Lineage: Eukaryota; Fungi; Ascomycota; Eurotiomycetes; Eurotiales; Aspergillaceae
Product: gamma-glutamylcyclotransferase
Exons: 5
Coding region: 1-984 (327 amino acids)
Biological process (GO): glutathione catabolic process
Cellular component (GO): cytoplasm
Molecular function (GO): gamma-glutamylcyclotransferase activity; glutathione specific gamma-glutamylcyclotransferase activity
Source: RefSeq, a predicted model, not a curated record